This is a messenger RNA of Symbiodinium sp. CCMP2456, 861 nucleotides long. The record is from the annotation of a GenBank genome assembly. NCBI's taxonomy places the organism in Eukaryota, Dinophyceae, Suessiales, Symbiodiniaceae.
AUGGAGCCCCACAGCGUGCAGGAGUUCAAUUUGCCGACGCCAGAGCAUACAUUCACCUUGAGUGUGUCGGACGGUGGAGAUCGGAGCACAUGCGUUGACGUAGUUCGUGGGCAAGUCGUUCUGAUCGAAGGGGACUCCGGCAUUCGUUUUCUUGAAGGAGUGGCGAAGAAAGAGUUGCUUAGAUUUGGAGCUGCGCUGUGUGCUAGUGAUAUCGUUCAGGCCGAGCUCCUGGUAAAUGAGAUCAGCAGCCUCCAUGAAGAGCGCCGGCACCUGCACCGGCAAGUGGAGGCUGCGGACCUCAACGGCACCCAGGAGGCGCAAGAGGUCUCGGCUGCGCUGGAGGGCGCCCGGGGCCGUUUCCUCGAGUCCCAGCUGCGAAGGGAUCGCCUGCGUCGGCUGGUGAAGGGCCUCGAAGGUCACAACCCGCCACAGCCAGAGCAGGUGGAGGUGUCUCUGCAAGAGAGGGAGCGCGAGCUCGAACUGCAGGUGGAGUCGCUUCGGAAUGACACGGCGAACCUGGAACAGCGUCGUCAAACCUUCAUCAAGGAGCUCGAGGACUGCCGCCGUCAGGCGGCCCAGCGCACUUCGGAGCUUCGCCACUCGGAGGAGCUUGGCUCCGAGGCUGUCGCACGUUGUGCAGCUUUGCAGCUCGAGCUCAAGCUGCUCCAAGAGAAGAUCUUCGGAGUGGAGACAGAGCGCCAGGAGCUGUGGCAGAAGCAGCGGCGCAUGGGGGAGCAGUUUGAAAGUGCGUGGGAGGCAGCCACUGCCGAGGCGCAGCGCUGCCUCGUGCAGCUGAGCGCUGAGGUGUCACGCGAAGCCGGCGAUGAGCAGGGCCUUAGCCCGGAGCCCAGUCGAUGGUGA